UGACGUCACUGUCCAGGCACGCGGUGCGAGCGAGGACGUCAGUCGCGCGCCCCACCCCUACAUCCCGACGCCGGCGGAUGAGCGUGCAGGCGCUUCGGUUGCUGUGGGGCUUCAUUCAAACAGGCGGAGGGAGCGCCGGCGGUGAGCUGAGGGAGAAACGCGCUGUACGAAUUAAAAUCGCCGGGCAAGGUUCGGUGGAUCUGGCCUUCACAGUAGAGAAUGUGUUGAAGUGCUGGAGACACUAUGCUGCAGGCUUUGCAAUUUGGUUAUGUGUGGAACAGAUCAGAGGCUUGCUGAGAAGUGCAACAAGGAUUCCAAGGAUUGUAGCAUUGAAUAACUGCUCCACAAACUAAUCCAGGACAUCGUGCUUUGAGAUAGUUGACCAUUUGCAGUUCAAUAAUGCUGUAAUCACGCUUGAACUAUUUAAACUGCAUCAUCAGUUUCUAAAAUUAGAACAGAAUAAAACAACUCUUUAAGUUGCUUCAAUUCAGAGGAUACGAAAGACAAAGAAAUACUGUAAACACCACGCAUCUCCCAUUGUGGCUAAAUUGAGCAACUGUCAUUGAAGCUGGGGUCAGUGAUUAUCAACUCUUCAUACCAAAGGAAAGCUGAAAACAUCAUCCAUCUCCCGUAGGGACUAUAUUAAGUGAACCAUCGUUUCAAUCGGGGUAAUGGCUAUUCAAAAUUUCACAACAAAGUAAAGCUUCUAUGAGGGUGAUUUUGAAGAAAGAGUAAUAAAAAGAGUGAAUUUUGACAUUGUGUUUGGGCUGCUUAUCAAACCUGUGGUGGAGUGACAAACAGGCCAUUAUUAAACCGUCACCAAGGAAACCACAGCUGUGCAACAUUACGCAGAGAGAACACAGGAGGCCUAACUCAAACUCACCAUUAAUAUUUCCGACUUGUUUGGAGCUCUGAUUUCUUCAGACUUUAAUAUACUCUUCCAAAAAUCCACUUUCUGAUGUGUUAAGUUGCUGCAAUGGGGAAGUCCAACAGCAAGCUGAAACCUGACGUUGUAGAGGAGCUGACAAGGAAAACCUAUUUUACAGAGAAAGAAGUCCAACAGUGGUACAAAGGUUUCAUUAAAGACUGCCCCAGUGGACAGCUUGAUGCAGCAGGCUUUCAGAAAAUCUACAAACAAUUCUUUCCCUGUGGAGACCCAACCAAGUUUGCUACAUUUGUCUUCAAUGUGUUUGAUGAAAAUAAAGAUGGAAAAAUUGAGUUCUCUGAAUUCAUCCAAGCACUAUCAGUAACUUCAAGAGGGACUCUGGAUGAGAAACUACGAUGGGCUUUUAAAUUGUAUGACCUAGAUAAUGACGGCUACAUCACCAGGAAUGAGAUGCUGGAUAUUGUGGAUGCUAUUUAUCAGAUGGUGGGUAAUACAGUGGAACUCCCUGAAGAGGAAAAUACACCAGAGAAACGAGUGGAUAGGAUUUUUGCCAUGAUGGACAAGAAUGCUGAUGGAAAAUUGACCCUACAGGAGUUUCAAGAGGGAUCGAAAGCAGAUCCAUCCAUCGUCCAAGCGCUUUCUCUAUAUGAUGGCCUAGUAUAGUUCCUGUAACCACCCUUGUGCCAUGAUGUCCAGGGAUGAACCAUUUUGGUGCCAUUUUAACGGUUCUGUGCAGAAGCUCGAUGGUCCAGCAGUCGCUCACCUUCACCCAGAUGUGAACAGGAGUGCACGGGUGUGUGCAAGCUGAGCUCUUUUGCUUGUCUCCAUUUGCCAAUCUCAGCUUAAGAACCCAAAAUGUUUUUUUUACAGUUGAGAACUCUGCAGUAGACACACACCUCAUUUUUUUGGAAAGACUUGAUCGAAAGGAGCAUUGAUAUUUGCCUUUUUGUACAAUUUUAGACUGAAUUAAAUUGCUCUAGCUGUAAGUUAUUUUUGUUUGGCUGCACUGGCUGCCUCAAUUACUGUUUUAAAUGAACAAAAAAUAAAUUGCUGUUCUUGUAUUGUCAGAAAAUGAUAGCAGCGGAGUACUGCAAAGUGAGAUUUGUGUGUGUGUUUUGUGCUUUAAGUGAAAUGUGUUUUAUCAUGUUUAUUAUUUAUUUAAUCGCAAAAUAGCAUUGUAUUCUUGUGCUGUCUUUUAUUUUGAGGCAAAGAGGAUGUUAGUUUUCAAAACUGUACUUGUACCUAUCAGCAAUUAAAUCAAACUUGUAGGAACUGUGAAUAUCCAACUGUUGUAUCAUAACUGAGCCAAUUUCUUACCAUUGCAAAUGUUCAAGUUAUGAUAGUUUCUUGAUUUAAUAUCUUCUCAGACACUGUUUAACUCUAGGCAAUGUGCAGUUUGAAACGCAUUAUGGGGCAAUAAUACAAAUCCAGGACAAAAGCUGUUGUCUAAUCUUGUGCCCUUGCAAUUCACCUGUUUUUUUUAUCUGCUGUACACAAUUGAGAUCCUCAGUUGUAAUAUUUUAUAUUGUAAUAUUAUAAGUUAAUGUUUCAUUUAUGGGUCAGCAGAAAAAUAACCUGAAUUGGGCUGACCAUGGUUCAAUAGGGAUGGUACAUAACAUAAUCAUGGUUGCAUUUAAUGGAAGGAGGUUGUAGCUUGAUCUGACCUGCAUUGGUUUUGAGGCUUUAAAUCACCACGUUACAGAAUUAAUUUGAUUUAGUAUCUUAAUGCGUGGUACAGUACUUGUACAGUGUUAUUCACACAAGUCAGUUCCUGUCAGUCAUACCCAUGUCUAAACUUCUUUGGCAAUUAUGUGUUUUUGCUCGUUCUUAAAUUUAGAAGGAAAUAUUUUUUCCCCAGUUUGUGAAUUAAUGGAAGUCUCAUAGCUAUCAAUGAGUUAGACAGUAAGGAAAUGCUAUGCACUGACAAUAUGUGCAGUUUACAAGAAUCUAACUUUUAAAAAAGGGAGUAUCUACUUAUGUAUUAAAAGUCCUGAGUUGGAUAUAAUUGAUCUGAAUUGAAUAUGUGAAGUGCAUAUCAGUAAAGAUUUAUUGGUCCCUUAAAAAUUUUUGAGCUUUCUAAAACUGAUUGAUAUAUUUAAUGUAACCCCUUUAGGGUACAUUGUUUUGUUUUGAAAUUGUUUUGUUGUCCUUUGAUUUGUUUUCUUUACUACAUUUAAAAUUAAGAAAUAGAAAUGAUAUUAUACCUGCUGCAUGAAUGAUAUUUCGUGGUUUACAAUAGUGUUGUUAUGAUUUUUAUAUUUUUAAAUUGCUUUGCUUAAUGUUGCAUUGUUCAAUUUCAUGCUGUGAUGCCAAUUAUUCACUCAAUGCACAAGUGCAAAGUCCUACACUCCAGAUAAUUCCAGUUCUAAAAUGUAAUUAAGAGCCCCCACCUCAUGUCAUGCACUAAUGUUUGGCAGGCUCAGAGGAAACAUUUCAAAAAGUGGUUUAGUGUUGCCUCUUGCUGGACUCCCUCUUCCCUGUCCCCUUCUUCUUCUUGGCACUUUCUCUAUGUUAAUCAAUGGGCACUUUUUGCCACAGUUUUUCCAGUUCCAACUCAAGUAAUUCCAUUUGAAUUUUUUUUCAAAUUAUUCAUUUUCUUAUUUUGGUUGCUCCUUUUCCAUGUCACUUGGAAGAGUUUAUUUACAUUUAGCUUUUUCUGGAAAUCAUACUUUCAAAUUUAGCUAUUGUUACUCCCAUUUUCCGUGGCACACAUCUGUGUCUUGUCUGAAUGUUCUCCAUAACUUUCUGUUUAAUCAUUUGCUAUAUAAAAUUGCUAUGCAUGUUUAACAAAUGCUGCAUGCUUAGGAGAAGCUGUAAUUCAAAGCAACGCAUGCAAAUGCAAUACAACAAACUCAUUUCAGUUAGAAGUGGUAGAAACUGUAGGUUUAUCUCUUCAUGGGGAUACAAUGAGUUUGUCUCGAGUUUGCUGAGAUCAGAUCUAAUCUCUUGCUUAAGUCGCAUCAUUAUUUAAAAGACCAAGGUAACUAGGAUCAUUAUACAUUAGCUUCAUCAAAAUGAAACCAUUCUGAGCAGUGCUGACAGUUAUCUCCUUGGUGUAUAUAUUUUCACAGAAUUAAAUAAUAUUUGUGGCCCAGAAAGAAGUCAUGGGUCAAUUGUGUUUGUCAUUUAUAUAAACAAUUUGGAUGAGAAUAUAGGAAGCACGGUUAGUACAUUUGGGGAUGACACCAAACAGUGAGUAGACAGUGAGGUUAUCUAGGUUACAAAGGGAUCUCGAUCAAUUGGACCAAUGAGCCAAAGAAUGGCAGAUGGAGUUUAAUUUAGAUAAAUACGAAAUGUUGCAUUGUGGUAAGAUGAACAAGGGCAGAACUUGCACAGUUAAUGGUAGGGUCCUGAAGAGUGUUGCAGAACAGAAAGAUCUAGGGCUGCAGUACAUGGUUCAUUGAAAGUUGUAUCACAAGUAGACAGAGUGGUAAAGAAGGCAUUUGGCAUUCUUCCCUUCAUUACACAGACCAUUGAGUAAAGGUAACAGGAGAAAGACUUAAGAGAGAGACCUGAGAGACAGCUUUUUCAUACAGAGUGUGGUUCAUAUGUGAAAUGAACUCCCAAGAAAGUGGUAAAUGCAGGUUCAGUUACAACA
Molecule: messenger RNA, 4484 nt
Organism: Chiloscyllium plagiosum (whitespotted bambooshark)
Lineage: Eukaryota; Metazoa; Chordata; Chondrichthyes; Orectolobiformes; Hemiscylliidae
Source: RefSeq, a predicted model, not a curated record